Molecule: messenger RNA, 1260 nt
Organism: Penicillium verhagenii
Lineage: Eukaryota; Fungi; Ascomycota; Eurotiomycetes; Eurotiales; Aspergillaceae
Product: thiolase-like protein
Exons: 3
Coding region: 1-1260 (419 amino acids)
Biological process (GO): polyketide biosynthetic process
Molecular function (GO): acyltransferase activity, transferring groups other than amino-acyl groups
Source: RefSeq, a predicted model, not a curated record
AUGGCGUUGUCUAGCCUCUUCUACUCAUGGAGGUCUUACUUGAACCGUUACUUGCUCGGCAGCAAGGAACCGGUUCAUCAUUUGAUCAGAGAUGAUGCGAAGACUGCUGAAGUUCCUGAAGGAACUCCCAUUGUUUCUGUUGUUGGGACAGGAUCGGAAUAUCCUACCACCAGGAUGGGGCCAGAGAUCCUAGAGGUCGUAGCCCUCAGGCACUACCCCGAUAAUCCUGCUUUCCAAAAGACGUUGGAGAUCAACGCGAGGUCCAGAAUUGAAGAGCGUUUCAGCGCUGUACCGCCCGAGAACCCACUAUGGCACCAAUCGACUGUACCGACUAUCCAAGAGUGCGACGAACUUUUUAAAGAGUUCGGUGUUCCCCUCGCAGAAAAGGCCGCUAGGAAAGCCAUUGCAGAAUGGGGCUGCUCCCCGAAUGAGAUCACCCAUAUCGUUGCCGUCACUUGCACAAACACAUCCAACCCAGGCUUUGAAUACUUCCUGUCCCGAAGACUGGGUCUUGGCAAGAAUGUUCAGCGCACUCUCCUCCAUGGUGUUGGCUGUGCCGGUGGUGUUGCAGCUCUUCGAACGGCAAAUGACCUCCUUCUCGGCGCUGCGGCACAGGGCAAGCCAGCUAGAUGUCUUGUGGUUGCGUGCGAAACUCCAUCUGUUUUUAUCCGAAGAGAGUUAGAUGACCUCGUCAAAGAGCAAAGGCCUAACGUUGGACUGACACUUUUCGGGGACUGUGCCAGUGCAUUGGUGCUUAGCAAUGGUCUUGGCGUCAUUGGAUCUGAAAGAGCGCCCCUAUGGAAAAUUCUCAACUGUCUGACUACUCAAAUCCCAGGCUCAGCUGGCUGUCUCGAGUACAACAUUGGCCCAUCAGGCUACCUUGCUGUCAUCUCGAAGGAUGUUCCUAAGCACAUCCAAUCAAGUUUGGCAUCAGGCUUCAAGGAACUCAUUUCGUCUACCCCAUCCCUCCGCGACAGCAAAUCAAACUUUGACCCCACUGUCUAUGACUGGGCUCUUCACCCUGGUGGCUAUGGCAUCAUCCUUCUCGCCCAGCAGGUUCUGGGAUUGACAAUGCACCAUUUGCGGAAGAGCUACGAGGUCUAUACCAAGAGAGGCAAUAGCAGUUCCGCCACCGUGCUUAGCAUUAUGCAUAAGCUGGCGAAUGAGCGAGGGACUAGUGAGCCCGCAAGAGACAAAAUGAUCGCUGCGGCCUUUGGACCUGGUAUUACUAUGGAGUUGGUGGUGAUGGCCAAAGCCUAA